CUCCACAUUGGACUUUAUUUUGACCGACCCCUGCUGGAAGAUUCCCCUGCUGUUACCAUGAGUGCUUGCAGCAGGAAGGCCUUGACAUUGCUGAGCAGUGUCUUUGCAAUCAGCAGCCUGGGGCUGCUGGGAGUGGCGGUUAGCACGGACUACUGGUUGUACCUGGAGGAGGGCGUCAUUAUGCCUCUGAACCAGAGCAUCGACAUCAAGACCUCGCUGCACUCCGGCCUCUGGAGAGUCUGCUUCCUUGUAGGUGGUGAGUCUGGACGCUGCUUCACCAUCGCCUACAUCAUGCCCAUGAAUGUCCAGUUGACAUCGGAGUCCACAGUAAACGUGCUCAAGAUGAUCCGCUCAGCCACUCCGUUCCCUCUGGUCAGCCUCUUCUUCAUGUUCAUUGGCUUCGUCCUCAACAACAUUGGCCACGUCCGGCCUCACCGCACCAUCCUGGCAUUUGUCUCUGGGAUCUUCUUCAUCCUCUCAGGUCUGGCUCUGGUGGUUGGCCUGGUGCUGUACAUCUCCAGUAUAAAUGAUGAAAUGCUGAAUAGGACUAAGAGCAGUGAAACCUAUUUUACCUACAAGUACGGCUGGUCCUUUGCCUUUUCUGCCAUCUCGUUCCUGCUUACUGAGAGCGCCGGCGUCAUGUCUGUCUACCUGUUCAUGAAGCGCUACACAGCAGAGGAGAUCUACGAGCCUCGUCACCCCAGUUUCUACCACCCUCGUCUCAGCAACUGCUCCGACCACUCGAGCCAAUUCCUCCACCCAGAGGCCUGGUCGCGUGGGCGAAGUCCCUCUGACCUCUCGAGUGAAGCUUCCCUCCAGAUGAGCGCCAGCUACCCUGCUCUACUUAAGUGCCCCGAAUACGAUCAGGUCUCGUCUUCACCCUGCUGAGGGGUCGGCCAUCACAGCAGAGACCGCCCAAAGCUUUCCGAUGGCUCCCUGUAGGGUCACAUGGGGUCACAGGGCCUAGUGAGUUUCCUUUCAAGAAAAAGUUACUUAGAUUUUUAACUUUGAGUUUGGUGUUUUUCAGGGAGAAAAUUAUGUGCAGCUUUGACUGUGACCUGAGGUGCUUGUGGAUUUGGGGUCACAGAUGCUUAUUGGAUGUCUGUUGUUUAGCAGCACCUAUAAAAAGUCUGUAGGUUUUAGAAGAAAAACCCAUUAUGAUGGUAUUCUUUCUGCAAAUUUAGUUAAAAUCUGGUAUACAGUAAUUACAUUCGAACUUUAUCUGCAAAGGUAAAUAUUGUUCUACUGCAUAUUUUUUAAUUGUAUCGGUGCGUUCUACCCUCCAGUGCCUCAUACUGUAGCUGUUUUUUUGUGUGUGAACAUUUCGGCUUCGUCAUUUUGCAAGAAAUAAAUGCAUCUUAGCUUUAAGUUUCUUCUGUGGCAGUAUUUAUGUAAUAUGUCACACUAAAACAUUAGCAAACCUAACCCUCUCCCUAAGGCAAAGACGUGUGUGAGAUGCAAUGAAAAGACAAUCCAUCACCACUAUAACAACCAUCGGAUAGCAGGGGACGACAGUCCUGGAAGGAAACCAUAGACUUUAAAUAAAGAAAGAGGCUUAAGAAGUCCUGUAAACAAGCAUCCAGAGGUUGUUGUUGGGUUUGGUUUUUUUACCUCAAAGACAGUGCUUUGUCUCUAACAUCAUAAGAGUAAGACAUGAUGAAAAUUCCGGGUAUGAUUUUAAUAAGGAGAGACACUGAGGUACAUACAUGUAAUACAUCUAGACUGAACUAGCUAAGAACAGCCAUAUUUGUUUUAUACAGAUGUUUAUAUAGUAUGUGCAGCUGAUGGACAUUAAAUGAAGAAACAAUGAGAGUGUUGAUGUAAAGAUGAUGCUGCAAAUUAGGUGCUGUUUUUCCCAGUGUUGGUGUUGUGCUAGCACUGCUUUACCAUAAAACAUGUUUGGUACAGUGUGCAGGAGGAGUCAUCUGUGAAAAUAAAUGUCCUCACACAGUGAUUCUACAUGUAUCCACCGGGGGGCGGUGCACAGUUUGUUUUGCAGUUUCUUGGCACAAUUGUUAAAAAAAAAAUCUUUAUUCCCUUAAACACGCUGUAGAAUUCUCCACAGUAUAUAGUGUGACAUACGUUGAAAUUUAUGUUUUUAAAAGUACUUGUAUGGAUUCUGUUGAUCCAGUAAAUGGAUUUUCCUGCUUAUUUUUCAUAUACAAAUAAUGACUGUGUCUAUUAAAACCUCGUACAUCCUCA
Etheostoma cragini (Arkansas darter) is the source of this 2202-nucleotide messenger RNA. RefSeq names its product calcium channel, voltage-dependent, gamma subunit 5b (gene cacng5b). The transcript is spliced from 5 exons. NCBI's taxonomy places the organism in Eukaryota, Metazoa, Chordata, Actinopteri, Perciformes, Percidae. Gene Ontology annotation, biological process: transmission of nerve impulse; neurotransmitter receptor transport, postsynaptic endosome to lysosome; regulation of AMPA receptor activity. The record is from RefSeq and is a predicted model, not a curated record. Gene Ontology annotation, cellular component: postsynaptic density membrane; AMPA glutamate receptor complex. The coding region runs from base 58 to 888 and encodes 276 amino acids. Gene Ontology annotation, molecular function: voltage-gated calcium channel activity; channel regulator activity.